This is a messenger RNA of Suricata suricatta (meerkat), 516 nucleotides long. RefSeq names its product NADH:ubiquinone oxidoreductase subunit A7 (gene NDUFA7). The coding region runs from base 58 to 399 and encodes 113 amino acids. NCBI's taxonomy places the organism in Eukaryota, Metazoa, Chordata, Mammalia, Carnivora, Herpestidae. Gene Ontology annotation, biological process: ATP synthesis coupled electron transport; mitochondrial electron transport, NADH to ubiquinone. The transcript is spliced from 4 exons. The record is from RefSeq and is a predicted model, not a curated record. Gene Ontology annotation, cellular component: mitochondrial inner membrane.
UUUCCCAGCAGCCCCCGCGGGAGAGACGUCAGGGGCGCCCUUCAGCGCUGAUUGAAGAUGGCGUCCGCUACUCGCUUCAUCCAGCGGCUGCGGAACUGGGCAUCCGGGCGAGACUUGCAGGCGAAGCUGCAGCUGCGCUACCAGGAGAUCUCCAGGCGAACUCAGCCUCCGCCCAAGCUCCCUGUGGGCCCCAGCCACAAGCUCUCCGGCAACUACUACUGCACUCGCGACGGCCGCCGGGAAGCUGUGCCGCCCUCGGUCGUCAUGUCCUCACAGAAGGUUCUGGUGUCCGGCAAGCCUGCAGAGAGCUCAGCCACUGCUGCCACUGAGAAGAAGGCCGUGUCGCCGGCUCCUCCCAUAAAGAGGUGGGAGCUGUCCAAGGACCAGCCUUACCUGUGACUGCCCCCGGGUCACCUGGCCAGGGCCUCAGGGCCCCCUGAGUGCUUCCCCUCCUUGUAUUCCCUCCGGGAGACCAGGACCUAAUUUAUGACAAAUACACCCUGCUCUCCAGUGUCA